AUAUGUGGGUAGAUUAAGUAAUCAGGCGCCGACUGAAUGUGGGUAGGUUUAUUUCUGUCUCUUUUAAUAAAUCCUAUACCGAACGGACGUGUUUCCUUGGUCUCAUCAGCUCAGAUCCAUCUCCUGGCCUGAAGGCAUAUUUAUCAGUGGCGACGGGACUGUGAUCUACGUGUGGAAUAUUUUAGUGUUGUGGUUUAGUACAUUGCAGUGAAUAAAAACAGUAAUAAUGGCAGUCGGAAAGAUAGCCCCUUUCGAUAUGGACAAAGAUUGUUGGGACUUAUACGUGGAGCGUUUGGAACAAUAUUUUAUAGCGAAUACAGUGAGUGAAUCGGUUAAAGUGGCUACCUUAAUUACGGUGGUAGGCAGGGACGCGUAUGAACUUAUGGUUAAUUUGUGUACGCCGGCCCGCCCGGCAACAAAGACUUUUGAUCAGUUGAAGGCCAUCAUGAAAUCGCACUUGCAACCUAAACCGAGUGUAUUAGCAGAAAGGUUCAAAUUCCGACAACGACGCCAAGCAAGUGAUGAGAGCAUAGCGGAGUAUGUCGCGGCGUUGAAGAAAAUGUCAAUGACUUGCAACUUUGGCGCGGACUCAUUGCAAGACAAUUUAAGGGACCAAUUUGUUUGCGGUUUAUCGAAGGAUGUUAUACGACAGCGACUAUUCGCGGAGUCGCGCGCGACGUUCGAGAAAGCAUUCAAAUUAGCCGUAACGAUAGAUUCGGCCGAGACGGAAUCGGCGGUUAUGGAAAAGCGAGUAGACAACCAUGGAGGAAGUACGGGUGUCUACCAGGUGGCCUCGAGCUGGGGGCGAGGGAGCUACGGUAACGGUGAAGCCGCCGGGGGACGGAAGGUCACGGGGGCUACGCGAGGCGGGGCAGGCACCGGGCGCGGCGCGAGCGGCCGCGGCGGACGACGCGGGCCGGGCGCCACGGGCGCCGGCCGUGGGCGCGGCGCGCACGGCAGCGCUGCUGGCUGCAAGACGUGCGGCGGCAGUCAUGACUCCAACACGUGCAAAUUUAAGGCGUACGUGUGUCGGGUGUGCAACCGAGAUGGACAUCUGAAGAGGAUGUGUCCGAGACUACGCGAGGAACAGUUGUUCGCGUUGUAUGACGGAGGCGCGGACGGGCAGGUGGCGUAUGACGACAGCGAGGGAAGUGACGAGGUAGUUACCUAUAACUAUUCUAUUGCUUUUAAGGACUUUAGUGCGUAUCCGCCAUAUGUAUUAUCAAUGAAGGUUAACAAAAGAAACAUAGAUAUGGAAAUUGAUACAGGUAUCUGUAUUUCUUGCAUUAGUUAUGAUUGUUACAUAAGAACUUUAGGGAAUUUUAAAUUACAGCCGAGUGAUGUCUCAAUGCGAUAUUAUACCGGGGAAAGGGUAAUACCCGUAGGUAAAUUAUGCUUGAAUGUACAAUAUGGUCAAGUAAACAAAGAAUUAGAUCUGUAUGUAAUUAAAAGGGGCAUGACGAGUUUGUUAGGUCGACAAUGGAUUCAUGAACUCGGGGUAACUUUGCCCAUUUCAGUGCCAUGUAACAAAUUGGACAGGGAAAAUAUUGGUCAAAAAUUUGAUAAAAAUGUGUUCAGUUCCAGGUUUAAAGAAGUUUUUGAAGACGGUUUGGGGCGGUUCACGGGCGGCAAGGUCGGGUUCGCGCUGCGCGAGGGGGCGCGUCCGGUGUUCCUGCGCGCGCGCCCGCUGCCGUACGCGCUGCGCGAGCCGGUGGAGCGCGCGCUCGAUCAGCUGGUGCGCGACGGCAUCAUCACGCCCGUGCCCACCUCCGACUGGGCCACUGUAGUCGUACCGGUAAUGAAAAAAGAUGGGACUAUUCGUUUGUGUGGGGAUUUCAAAUUGACACUAAAUAAAUGUUUACAAGUGGAUCAUUUUCCAGUACCUCGAGUAGAUGAUUUGUUGACAAAAUUGCAUAAGGGGGAUACAUUUUCGAAAAUUGACUUAUCGCAAGCGUACGCGCAAUUCGAAUUAUAGACGACUCAAAACAAUACACCGUAAUUAAUACCCACAAAGGGUUGUUUAUGUAUAAUCGUUUAAUUUAUGGCUGGCUAGAGCCCCGGUAUAUUUCAAAGGAAGCUAGAGCAGUUGUUUGCGGACUUGCCUACGGUAGGCGUUUUCUUGGAUGACAUUAUUAUAACUGGUUCCGACGAUCGGGCUCAUUUAGAAACCCUCACAGAGGUAUUUGAGAGGUUACGGAAAUA
Molecule: messenger RNA, 2202 nt
Organism: Cydia splendana
Lineage: Eukaryota; Metazoa; Arthropoda; Insecta; Lepidoptera; Tortricidae
Exons: 1
Coding region: 227-1975 (582 amino acids)
Molecular function (GO): nucleic acid binding; zinc ion binding
Source: RefSeq, a predicted model, not a curated record